Molecule: messenger RNA, 999 nt
Organism: Macrosiphum euphorbiae (potato aphid)
Lineage: Eukaryota; Metazoa; Arthropoda; Insecta; Hemiptera; Aphididae
Source: the annotation of a GenBank genome assembly
AUGCUAUCUCACACAAUUCCAGACAUUCCGUUUUAUAAAAUCGCAAUUGAUAUAGCAGAGUUUGGGGGAAAGAGCUAUUUAGUCAUUGUUGACUAUUAUUCAAGAUGGAUCGAAAUAUUAAAAUUAUUUAAUAAAACAAGUGACGCAGUCAUAGAAGUCCUUAAGCAAUUGUUUGGUAGAUUAGGUAUCCCUAGACAACUAAUUGCUGACAAUAUGCCAUUUGGUAGCUUUAAGUUCAGGGAAUUUUCAAACAAAUGGAAUUUCCAAAUUAUAACAUCAAGCCCACAUUAUGCUCAGAGCAAUGGUCUAGCUGAACGAGGGGUUAGCAUCGCUAAAGAUAUGUUAAAAAAAAGUCACCACACAGGGAUGGAUAUUGAUUUCUAUCUAUUGGCAUACAGAAAUACUCCAAUCUCUGGGUUACAAUAUAGUCCGGCCCAACUACUACAAAGCAGAGAAUUAAGGAGCACGAUGCUAGUUGAUAAAAGUAAAUUCAAACCCAAAGUAGUGUCGUGUCAUGAUAAAAUAUUACAAAAUAAAGAAAAACAAAAAUAUUUCUAUGAUAGGACAGCAAAGAAAGGAGUAGAAACAUUUGUUGAGGGACAAUUGGUCUAUGUACAGGAUAAGUUUAAUAAAACAUGGAGUGAGGGUGAAAUUUUAGAAAAAUUAAAAGAGCCAAGAAGCUAUAAAAUAAAAACAAAAAAUGGAAAUACAGUGAGAAGAAACGUACAGUGGUUAAAAAAGAGAACACAAAAUGGGUAUAAUGACGUUGGAGAAAAUGAAAAUGAUACUGAAACUGUGAAUAUUGAGACUGAAAAUGAAAAUAAUGAAAAUGAUACUGAAACUGUGAAUAUUGAGACUGAAAAUGAAAAUGAUACUGAAACUGUGAAUAUUGAGACUGAAAAUGAAAAUGAUACUGAAAAAGAAAAUGAAAGUACUAAUGAUGGUAUAAAAAGAACCAAAAGAGGUAGAGUAAUUAAAACACCCAAAAGGUAUUUGUAA